AAUCCCCUCCUUUCUUUCAUCUUCUUCAAUAACAAAAUUAUUUAAUUUCUUUCAGGAAUUUAUACAAACACUUCGUGUGCAUUCAUUAACUACUAUAUUAAGACAAAAAAAUGGAAAAAAGAUUAUCCAAAAAAAUGGGUAAAAAGAAAGUUUCUGCAAGUGAAAGUGAGGAUUCUUUUAAAGAGAAAGAAGAUUCAUGGAAUAAGAUCUUUAAAACACUUGUUAAUUUAGCACAUAAUCAACAACACGAAAUCGAAUGGUACGAAAAAGAACGAAAAGCCCUCGAAAAAAGAAUCCAGACCCAGCAUGAAAGAUGGUGUUUUGAUGUUAAAUAUUUACAAGAUUAUGUUUCUCAGUUGAAAAGAGACGUGAAAAUUAAAGAUAUGCUUCGGAAUGCUGAGGCUGCAAAGGGGAAAUUGCUCGUCUCUAUGAAGCUAAAAGAAGCAGCUGUGCGUAAACGUAGAUUUGAAGAUGCAGAUGAUGAACGUGCUGAUCUGAAACUUCUUUUGCACAAGCUCUCUCAAUCAUCGGCUGCGCCUAGUCGUGUAACUCGGAGCAGUGACAGGGACUCACUUGAGUCUGCCAGAAAAGCAGAGAGGGAUUUGCGUGAGGCGCUAAAAGCGGAGAGGAAAUUGCAUGAGGCGCUAAAAGCAGAGAGGGAUUUUGCAUGGAACCAAUUCAACACAACCGACAAAAAGUUGCAGGAGGUCAUCAAGAACAGAAAAUCUGAAGUUGAAACCGCCAACAAUAGAGUACAACAACUGAUCUAUGAGUUGAAGCAAUCACAGUCGUCAACCACAGAGAAGGACAGAAGAAUUUCAGCCUUAGAAAGUGAAGUAGAUGUGUUGGAAUCCGAGUCAAGAAAAAAAAGUGAAGAAAUUUUUCGUCUCACCAAAGAAUUGGAGUUGUCAAGAGGUGAAUCUAGGCGUUCUAUUACACCUGUAUUACGUCGAUGCACUGUGGAAGUAAAUAAAUGUCAUUCGAGUGGCAUGGCCAUCACUGAGAAGGGAGUAGGAAGUUCCAAAAGAAAAGCAAGUGCAACCACACCACUACUCUUUACAUCCAAAUUCAAAGUUCCAAAGUUAAAGAACUGAAAUAUUAUACGCCCUCUCCUCGUAUAUGUACAUAUGAUUCUCUAAGCUCCAUAGUUUCUCUAACUUGAGGUUGACUUGUUUUAGUGUGAUAAGGAGAUAGAUUGCAUCUUGUAGAGUUUGUUUCAGGUAAAUUCUUGCAAUUAUGCUCGAAGAGUAACUUUACCGGUUGAGGUCAAAAUCAUAUGUAAAACUGUUGAAGAGUAACAUGACCAGCUGCUUAUUAUUGACCCCUUUUGAGGUUAGAAUUGUAUGCAAAACUGUAGGCUUGCUGUUUCAUUUUCUUUUGCACGCGAGUAGUUUGAAUUUGAGCGCUUUUAUCGUUUGUAUGUAAAGUGUAAACGGAUUUUUUUGAUAUAUGGAUGGUGUUAUGUUUAA
Molecule: messenger RNA, 1469 nt
Organism: Erigeron canadensis
Lineage: Eukaryota; Viridiplantae; Streptophyta; Magnoliopsida; Asterales; Asteraceae
Product: protein CROWDED NUCLEI 3
Exons: 5
Coding region: 111-1094 (327 amino acids)
Source: RefSeq, a predicted model, not a curated record